AAAAAUGCGUAGUGAUUCUGGCAAAGUCACUUCUCCUGGUCUUCUGAACAGAACUGCUGCCUUUCACAAAAACCGUCGUCCAGCAUGAAAACUGCCAUUGCAUUAGUGUUUGUUGCUCUUGCUGCUGUACCCUGUGUCUCUGCCCAAGGAAGUUUGGUUUCUCUCUACCGUUACUGGCGUUCCACAGGAGGGGAUCACUUCUACACCACUAACGUCAAUGAGAUUGGUACUUCUACACCCGGCGUAGUAGGAAAACAUGGGUACAAAUCGGAAGGGGUCCAGUGCCUCAUUUACAGCAAGCCAGUAGCGGGUAGCGUCGCACUCUAUCGCUACUUUCUUGGUGGUCCUCCUCUUGACCAUUUCUACACAACCAAUUCUGCCGAGAUUGGAACCACGAAUCCUGGGACGACUGGAAAGUACGGCUAUCGCAGUGAAGGGAUAGUUGGCUACUGUUUCCCCAAUCAGAAGCCUGGGACAAUUCCCCUCUACCGCUACUACAAUGGUCACAACGUGGAUCACUUCUACACCACCAAUGCUGCAGAGAUUGGCACUACCACUCCAGGUUCCGUGGGGAAAUAUGGCUACACUUUUGAAAAAAUCCAAUGCUACGUUUUACCAUACUACGGAUGAUGGUGUGGCAAGCAAAGGAAAACUGACAUCUAGAUCUAUAGUGUAGCAGCAGGACACUUGUAGCUAGUGUAUCCAUGCAUACUUUGUAUAUAAAAUGAGUGGUAGCUGAACGAAUUAUUUUGUUAGCACUAUGGGACUAACUUAGGGCCUGGUUGAUACAAGCCCUUGCACUGACAGUGCAAGACUACACCUCGUUUCAGAUAAUGUCUUGUGUGAGUGCAAAUAGUUGAGGUGUAUGGGAUUUUCUU
Geodia barretti is the source of this 878-nucleotide messenger RNA. NCBI's taxonomy places the organism in Eukaryota, Metazoa, Porifera, Demospongiae, Tetractinellida, Geodiidae. The record is from the annotation of a GenBank genome assembly.